Diabrotica balteata is the source of this 447-nucleotide messenger RNA. NCBI's taxonomy places the organism in Eukaryota, Metazoa, Arthropoda, Insecta, Coleoptera, Chrysomelidae. The record is from the annotation of a GenBank genome assembly.
AUGGAUAUUUUUAAAAAACACAGACAGAACGCAAAGAACGUAACGAACACUUUAUUGCAUGAAGCCAAUAAGAUAGCCGAAGAAUGCGGUUUUGAAUUAUCUACCCCUAGAACUGUAGGCAAGCAACAGCAUAGAAGCAAUCAACCAGCUGAUACGCCUACUGAAUACUGGAGGCGAUCCAUGAUUCUUACGUAUCUGGAUUCUAUCAUAUCUUCUCUAGAGACACGAUUUUCCGAAGAAAAUACGUCAGCCUUCGCUCUGAGUCUUCUGCAUCCCAAGCAUUUUUCAAAAAUUUAUUUAAAUUGCCUUAAAUUAGAACUGAGACAAUCCUUAAACCACUAUGAAAUAGAUGGAAUAGAUGCAGAGCUAGAAGAAUGGGUAGAACACUGGAAUAAGAAACUCCUUAAUAAUGAGUUAGAUAACUUCAACACCCUUGAAAUGUUUUAA